CUUCAACGUCAAUUGACUGAGAAGCACUUGCCCGGAAAUAUACGCAAAAUAUAAAGCUCCCUCCGUAAUAGUUCAUCUACACGAGACUCAUAGAGACAAAAGAUGACUGGUGCCAAGUGCCUCUCCAAAGGGAGUGCUGCGCCCGGGCCUGUGCCAGCUGGCUCUAUCAGACUGUACAGCAUGAGGUUCUGUCCCUUUGCCCAGAGAACCCGACUGGUGCUGAACGCCAAAGGGAUCAAACAUGACAUCAUCAACAUCGACCUAACAGAUAAACCAGAAUGGUUCGUGGCGAAAAACCCCUUCGGUCAAGUGCCCAUCCUGGAAACAUCAGCGGGUGAGGUGAUAUACGAGUCUCCCAUAACCUGCGAGUACCUGGACGAGGUGUAUCCCCAGAAGAAGCUGCUUCCUGACACUCCGAUUGGGAAAGCUCAGCAUAAGAUGUUGUGGGAGAGGUUUUCGAAGAUAUCAUCAUUAACUUUCAAGAUCGUAAUGGGGCGACAGAAAGGCGAGGAUGUUUCAGGACUGCACGCUGCACUUAAAAUCGAGUUCAAGAAUCUCCACGAGGACUUUGUUGUGAAGAGGACCAAAUUCUUUGGCGGCGACUCUGUCGGCAUGAGCGAUUUCAUAAUGUGGCCGUGGUUUGAGAGGUUGGAAGCUUUCGGCUUGAAUGACUGCUUGGACGACACGCCUGAGCUGAAAGAGUGGAUGAAGCGCAUGCUAGAAGACCCGAUCGUCAAAGUUAGCGGGCACAGUGUGGAUACCUACAGAGCCUUCUUUAAAACACUCAUGGAUGACAAACCAAACUACGACUAUGGGCUGUAGAUAACUACAAAUGCUGAUAAAAGCUGUUCUUCUAAUUGUUGGUUAUUCCAGUGAUUGAAGUCUGAGCAAUGGUUUUCACAUAUCAAAGCGGAAAUAAAUGGAAAA
Molecule: messenger RNA, 927 nt
Organism: Corythoichthys intestinalis (scribbled pipefish)
Lineage: Eukaryota; Metazoa; Chordata; Actinopteri; Syngnathiformes; Syngnathidae
Product: glutathione S-transferase omega-1-like
Exons: 6
Coding region: 103-822 (239 amino acids)
Biological process (GO): glutathione metabolic process
Cellular component (GO): cytoplasm
Molecular function (GO): glutathione transferase activity; glutathione dehydrogenase (ascorbate) activity
Source: RefSeq, a predicted model, not a curated record